Messenger RNA from Striga hermonthica, 1497 nucleotides. The record is from the annotation of a GenBank genome assembly. Lineage: Eukaryota; Viridiplantae; Streptophyta; Magnoliopsida; Lamiales; Orobanchaceae.
AUGGAAAUCAGCUGGCUCUACCCUUCCCUCACUCUCCUUCUCAUCCUCUUAAUCUCCUUCAAAUCAUUCUCACGAAAGGGCAAAAACCACAAACUCCCGCCAAGCCCGGCCCGAGCCCUCCCUAUCCUUGGUCACCUCCAUCUCCUCAAGGCCCCAAUCCACCGCACUUACCACCGCCUCGCCCAGAGAGCGGGACCCAUCUUCUCCCUCCGCCUCGGCCGCCGCCUUGCCGUCGUCGUCUCCUCCUCGGAUAUCGUCGAGGAAUGCUUCACCCGAAACGACAUCGUCCUCGCAAACCGCCCCCGGCUGAUGAUCGGCAAAUACAUCGGCUACAACUACACCACACUCGCCGGCUCCCCCUACGGAGACCACUGGAGGAACCUCCGCCGGCUGACGACCAUCGAGGUCUUCUCCGGCGCGCGGCUCAACACGUUCAACUCCAUCCGGCACGAUGAGGUCCGACUCCUGCUGCGGAAGCUCCACAACUCCGGGGGAUUUGCGAGGGUGGAGCUCAGAUCUGGGCUUAUGGAGGUGACCUUCAACAACAUCAUGCGGAUGGUGGCCGGGAAGAGGUACUUCGGGGUGGUCGACGACGGUGAUGAGGAAGCCAGGGAGUUCCGGGAGCUGAUUGAGGAGGUUCUCGGCUACGGCGGCGUGUCCCACCCGGCGGAUUUCUUCCCGGUGCUGAGGUGGAUCGAUUACAAGGGGUUCCAGAAGAAAUUGGCCACGGUAAGCCGGAAAAUGGAUGCCGUUUUGCAGCGGCUGAUCGACGAUCAACGGCAGAGCAAGGGCGGCAACACCAUGAUCGAUCACCUCCUUUCCCUGCAGGAGAAUGAACCCGAGUACUACAAUGACGUCACCAUUAAAGGAAUUAUUCUGGUUAUGCUGCUCGCCGGGACCGACACGUCAGCAGUGACAGUAGAAUGGGCCAUGUCCGCCCUACUCAACAACCCCGAGAAACUCCACAAGGCCAGAAUCGAGAUCGACAAUGUCGUCGGGAAAGACCGCCUAAUCAAAGAGUCCGAUUUAUCCAACCUCCCUUACCUCCAGCACGUUAUAUCCGAGACAUUCCGAUUGUUCCCAGCAGCUCCGUUGCUUGUACCUCACGAGGCAUCGAGUGAUUGUACCAUCGGUGGGUACCAUAUACCACGUGGCACGAUCCUGAUUGUCAACGCAUGGGCCAUUCAUAGGGACCCCAAAAUUUGGGACGACCCGACCAGCUUCACUCCCGAGCGUUUUGAAGCUGGAGAGGUUGGACCGACAAAGUUGAUACCGUUUGGGAUGGGAAGGAGGUCGUGCCCGGGUAUGGGCCUGGCCCAACGUAUGGUGGGCUUGAUCUUAGGGUCUCUGAUUCAGGGCUUUGAGUGGCGAAGGGUUGAUGAGGCCUUGGUCGAUUUGGCAGAAGGGCCCGGGACAUCGAUGCCCAAAGUGAUACCGCUGGAGGCCAUGUGCAAAUCCCGUGAUGUGCUGCAGAAUGUGUUUGGUGCGGCAGCCUGA